AUCUUACAUUCCAUUUGUUAUGGUACGGGUGACUUCUGGACUUUGACGAAACGAAUUGCUUUACUGUGAGAAAAUAACGGAAGAGAUUUGAUAAUGAUGGGCUGUGAAAAAUCCAUGGUGCGCUGCAAAUCUCAGCCUCGGCGGCUUCAAAUGAUCAUCCACCACUAUCGACGAUCUGCCGCCAACCCCCUCUCGGACCAUUUGCAGAUAUGAUGCCAAGUGCCUCGGCUUGAACAAUACUGCUCAAGCUAAAGUGGAGCUCUCUACGGAUAUUUCACAUCUCGUUAUGAAGAUGCUGCUCAAGUUCUGGAUUCAAAGUUGUUUGCCUGUUCUUUACUCGAAUGUACGAAGUAGUUCAAAAUGAAGAUAUCUUAUUUGUUGGUCUUCACUCUUACUCAAGUUGUUCUCUCGAAUCCAACACCUACUCAGCCAGAACGACUUGCAGAGAGACAACUUCUUGACCUACCAUCCAAGAUUACAGAUCAAUCUCAGAUCGAAUCUAUUGCAGCUGGCCUAGAAUCUGAUGCUGCCAUUCUUGGGGCUGCUGCUUCGAUCUUGAUCGACGUGUUGGAAGCAAUAGUACCAUCUCCGGUUCCAGCCGCGAUCCCAGAUGCCAUCUCGAGCGUUGCAAGUGUUUAUGCAGCACAUCCGACCGACUUCGUAGUCAAUGCCUUGGACUUUAUCCUUGACGGAUUGGUACCCAGUGAUAUCACAAACCUUGUGACUACAGAAGGCUCCGAGGAAAAUUCCAGCAGCAAUAACAAUCCCCUCUCCCCAAGUCCAGCUGUCUACCCUCAGAAAAGUGCAGGAGACGCUCCAUACUCGUUGGAUGAGAAUAGCUUGAGAUCUGCGAUAUACAUACCAAGCAAUUUUACUUAUGGCGAGAUACCGGCUGUACUGCUUGUUUCAGGAACGGGAGCUCUCGCAGGAGGUAACUUUGGGCCAAACUUUGGCAAAGAGUUCCAAGGUUCAGACUAUGCAGACCCAGUGUACAUCAACAUUCCAGGCAAGCAGUUGGCCGAUCUUCAAAUUGAAGCUGAAUAUGUGGCGUACGCGGUCAACUACAUAUCAGCCAUCUCAGACAACAAGAACGUAUCUGUACUUUCUUGGUCAGCAGGUUCCUCGAUCUCACAAUGGGCUGUGACUUACUGGCCUUCCACAAGGUCUGUCAUAUCAGAUUUCAUACCCAUCAGUGGUGAUCUGCACGGGACUGAGACUGCCUACUUUUUGUGCCCAGGAUUCCCUAGACUGCCAUGUGCUCCCGCUAUUCUUCAGCAAGAAUACAACUCCACCUUCGUCGCAACCCUAAGAAACGCUGGCGGAAGCUCCGCAUAUGUACCUACCACAAGUGUAUAUAGCAUCUUCGACGAAAUCAUACAGCCUCAGGAGAACACCGGUGCUUCGGCUUAUGUGUUCGACGAAAGAAAAGUUGGCGUCUCGAACACUGAAUUGCAAAAUGCAUGUACUGUUGCUCAACCUGGCGGGACCUUGUAUACGCAUGAGGGUGUUUUGUACAACGCGCUGGCGUUUGCACUUGCAAAAGACGCUUUGAUCCACGACGGUCCUGGGGAUCUCAGCAGAGUUGAUGUUGUUGCUGAAUGUCAGAAAAUCGUCAUUAGCGGGCUGAGCCUGACAGAUGUCUUGGCCACAGAGGCCAUUGUGGUAGAGCUGGUAUUUGGAGCAUUGACAUAUCCCGAUAAAGUCCUCAGUGAGCCUGCCAUUGCAAGUUAUGCGCAGACAGACGUGCCUGCAUGAUAGAAGAGGAUCUGGAUUUUGGGUAUCUGGCGCUAUAGUGUAUAAAUGGAAGACUUUUCUGUUCAUUUCCUCGAACGCCUACCAAAAUGCCUCGGACCUAUCGUAACAAUGCGAAAGAUGGUCUCACAAGCAAGCAGAUCAUCCCACAAGAAAUAUAUGAAACCACGUGCAAUUCAGAGUCCACUACCUCUCAGCAUCUCGAGAGCUUGCUUGAAAGCACCAACAACUUGAACAU
Molecule: messenger RNA, 1990 nt
Organism: Mollisia scopiformis
Lineage: Eukaryota; Fungi; Ascomycota; Leotiomycetes; Helotiales; Mollisiaceae
Product: alpha/beta-hydrolase
Exons: 4
Coding region: 361-1755 (464 amino acids)
Source: RefSeq, a predicted model, not a curated record